UAGCAAAUAGGCAAAGCAAGUGAAAAUAAGCAAUGCCUAACUCAAUUUUAAGUUCGGUAGUCGAAGUUGACUUUACUGAACCAGUACUGAAUUAAGUGUUGAAGAAGGUGAAGUUAUAUGCCAACUAGCGCCAGCUGCUUUUAGGGACUGUGUAGAAUGUCUCUUUUUUCUAAAGACUUUUCUCUCUUUUUAAUUUCUUAUCUCAGGUUAGGAUUCAUAGUUUCCUGGAUAAAACUAAGGAUUACCUAAAGAAGAAUACAAUAAUCAAUUCUCAAGAUGGUCUGGAAAAGGACAAGGAGAUGGUCAGGAAACGUGUGAAAAGCGUGAAAAGCUUAAUCAAAAGGAAAAGACUCACUGAAGUGCAAAAGCUAGUGAAAAAUGAUGAAACUAAACCUUGGGGUAGAGAUACACAAGCUAAGCUCGGGAGCCGUCCGAUUGAACUGUUGAUUGACACAGCUUUUGUACAACCUCCAGUUAAUCAGUCAGCAGAUACUCCACCUGAUGUUCGACCUGCAUUUAGGCACAAAUUGAAAACCUUGGGGAAGAAUACUGGGCAGGGAAUGGCAAAGAAGUAUGGAGUUAUAGAAUGUGAUCCCCUUAUUCUUACUGGGCUUGAUAGAUCUGUGAGCUAAGCAUAUGUUGAUUCCUUAUGUGCCGAUGCUGGUGCCUCCUAAGAAAUGGAGAGGGUAU
Messenger RNA from Tripterygium wilfordii, 690 nucleotides. RefSeq names its product DNA-directed RNA polymerase 3, chloroplastic-like. Gene Ontology annotation, biological process: mitochondrial transcription. The coding region runs from base 300 to 632 and encodes 110 amino acids. Lineage: Eukaryota; Viridiplantae; Streptophyta; Magnoliopsida; Celastrales; Celastraceae. Gene Ontology annotation, cellular component: mitochondrial DNA-directed RNA polymerase complex. Gene Ontology annotation, molecular function: DNA binding; DNA-directed RNA polymerase activity. The record is from RefSeq and is a predicted model, not a curated record. The transcript is spliced from 4 exons.